AUGUUCCAUCAACCGCCAGAUAAGCCUCGCGCGACUGGCUUCGAUGAUGAUACGUUUGGGUUUGCCAACCAGGGUUGGGAUAGGUAUGGCUUCGGCAACGUGUCGUCGCCUCCUCCGGCGAUGCCUCUGCAGCCCAUCCAGAGGACCGGACGGGCCUAUUCCACGGCAUCGGUAAUGGACUGGACGCCCGACAUCGACACGACCUUUCACCACCACGGCGAUGGGGUGGCCAUGUCGCCAGUAGAAAAUGUCGAAAUGGAUAGCCUGGGUUCGUCUCAAGGAGGGGGAGGGGUUGGCCGCUUGGUCGCGCAUUUCGAGAAUAAAGGUUAUGUCCCGCCAUUGCCUCCUCGGCCCAUCAACAACCAGCCGCACCAACCGCACCAACCGCACCAUCUUGGUACCAGCCCUUCAAUAUCGUCACAGUUUGGCAGCCUGAAUUCUGUAGCCCAUACGCAUAGGAUCUCGAGCCCAGUUGCUAGCUCAGGUGAAUCCCAAUAUGGCUCACUUGGUGUCCAUUCGCCCCCAACUCCCAGCCCAAUCGGCACCAGCAUGGGCCGCUCUGGCAGUGUGCACUAUGGCAGUUUCCAUGAUACUCAGCAGGUGCAUAGUCCCGGUAUUGGCACGCCAUUUGGAGGUAUGGAUGGGUUCAUGAACUCUACUCGUGUGAAUAGUCCGAUGGUAUCGACGCCAAUGAUCUCAACGCCCAUGGUAUCAACGCCCAUGGUGUCCAGCCCGAUGGCCACUCCCGGAGUUCCUGGUACCCCUGGAUUCGAAAUAUGGCGACCUCCUCCUUCGAUGACCACCCCCAUCAUCAAAACCGAACCGAUCACCAACCCUGCCAACUUUGGCGGCUAUUUCAGACCUCCCGUGCCAACAACACCAAAGCCAGUUGUCAACGCAGGCAACCAGUUCAUCUUGGAAUUCAACCCCAGCGCCAAAGCCGCCAAAGGGAAAGCCCCAGCAAAACCUCCCAGGCCACGAUUGCCUCCACGGAAACCCUCUGUCGCGCAGGCACAAAUAUCAGCCCGAGCAUCGACACCUGCUCAAGCACCAACACCAGCACCCGCACCAGCACCCACCCCCGCCGCUGCCUCAACGCCAGGCCCAAUGUCUCCUCCUCCUAAACCGCCUCGACCUACCGAACCAUCAUCUUCAUCGACACCUCUUGCUGCACAACGGCAGGAUUCGAUUUCUCUUCGUGCCCAGGCAGGUACUAGGCCGUCACGGGAACAGGUUCCUGCAGAGGCUUGGGAGCAAUAUAAGUCCACCAUCAAAACCCUCUAUCUUGAAGAAAGAAAACCAUUGAAGGAAGUCAUGAGCAUCAUGGCCGACAAAUAUGGCUUUCAAGCAACACCCAAGAUGUACAAGACUAGGUUUUCUCAAUGGGGUUUCGUGAAGAACAACACAGAAGAGGAAGUAAAGCGGCUAUUGUCGAUGAAGUUCCAGCGCGAUGCCGAGGGCAAAGUUUCCGAGUUUGUCCGAAAUGGCAGAGUGGUAAAUCUGGGCACUUACUUGAAACGAAAAGGAGUGACGGAGUAUGAUUUGGUGGACUUUGAGUUGCCGGCCGAUCUCCCAGCUCAUAUCCGAUGCAGAACGCCAACACCACCUCCAGCGCUUCGGUCACCCGAUCUCCUUCGCGCACAAGAGGUUGUGGUUGGGAACAUGCGCAAAGCAUUUUUGCAUUGUCGGCAAUUUGAAAUGGAGACGGAGACGCAAAUCGGCUGGCCGUCGACCAUGGUUUGGGGGGCCGGAUCAAGCGAACUGUUAGUCGAGGCCAACUUUUAUUUCGAAGCUCGCGACGCAGACCAAGGUGGUGACUACCUGAUGCGGGCCUUCAAACAGCUCGAGGUGGACCUGAGAAAACUUUCACCGCAAGGCAUCAUGGAACUCAUCCUGGGCAUGAUUAAUCGCGAUCCCGGCAUGAUGACGGCUUUGUGCAAAUACCUGGCGGCAUACUCGACGACUAAUCUGGAGCGCACACAUCCUCUCCGGCAAAUCUUCACCUGUUUGUAUGAAGUGCAGCAAAAACAUGGAGCACAGACACUGUCUGAACUCUUGUGGACCAGUAUUUCCACCAUUGCGGAGGAACUUGAAGCCAUUUAUGGACGCAAGCAUCCCUAUGUGGCUCGGACAUGGGCCGAUCUCGCACUCUUUUAUAACCAGGUGAACCCUGAGAGGUUGGAGAAAUUGGUUGUUGAGCUUCGCGUCCUGCAGAGGCAGCUCGAGCAGCGCCAUGGCCAUUCCAGCGUCGAAGUGGUGUCUAUCCGAUAUGCUAUACUGCUCCUGGUGUAUGCGGCGGCUCCUCAGUCAGACGCCGCGAAACAAGCUGCAAACGAUUAUUGGAAUAUGCUGCGAAAUAUGGGAACCAUGCAUCUCAUGCGCGACUCCCGCCCAAACAGCUAUUGUUAUCACAGCCCUCUCAAAGUCGACCCAUGGACAAAGAGAUGUCGAAGGCGGUACGACUCACUCGUCUCCAUCCUGGAAGAGCAUGUGGGAGUGAGAAUUCAUCCUUAUUUCGAGGAGGACUUCCACACAACCGAGCACGCCCAAGAACCACAGAAUUCGUGGGCCGCUGCCAUGCAGAUGGGCACGUCGAGCAGAUCAUGGGGCUUCAUUUAG
This is a messenger RNA of Trichoderma aggressivum f. europaeum, 2619 nucleotides long. RefSeq lists its product as uncharacterized. Bases 1 to 2619 code for a protein of 872 amino acids. Lineage: Eukaryota; Fungi; Ascomycota; Sordariomycetes; Hypocreales; Hypocreaceae. The transcript is spliced from 3 exons. The record is from RefSeq and is a predicted model, not a curated record.